Messenger RNA from Lactuca virosa, 360 nucleotides. The record is from the annotation of a GenBank genome assembly. NCBI's taxonomy places the organism in Eukaryota, Viridiplantae, Streptophyta, Magnoliopsida, Asterales, Asteraceae.
AUGCCACAUCAUCACCACCCCUGCCUAUUAUAUCCCCAUUGGAUCCCUCCCCAUUCUUCAUAUCUAUUCCCCCGCCCCCACACACCCCACUACAAUUACAGGGAUAAUAAAGAAAGCAAACACAUGGAAGGGCUAAUUCCGUUUGUGUAUAGGGCCAUCAUGCAACCAAAGAACGAUGACGCCCCUUCUUCAUAUGUCCGGCUUCCUACUGGUGAUUCUGGUCGGUUCCAGUCCUCCCAUAUCAAUGUUUUCCGGUCAGACCACGGGCGGAGCUCAGCCUCACCCUUGCCUUCCUCCACCACCCAUCGUCCGAAUAUUGGAUCAUCAAUGUUGGAGUUCAGCCAUCAAGCAGUCAUGUGA